Messenger RNA from Siniperca chuatsi (mandarin fish), 9156 nucleotides. RefSeq names its product UTP20 small subunit processome component (gene utp20). Gene Ontology annotation, cellular component: nucleolus; small-subunit processome; 90S preribosome. The record is from RefSeq and is a predicted model, not a curated record. The transcript has 61 exons. Lineage: Eukaryota; Metazoa; Chordata; Actinopteri; Centrarchiformes; Sinipercidae. The coding region runs from base 151 to 8607 and encodes 2818 amino acids.
GCUUUGUUCAGCAUGGCUGCGCCCUGGUGUCGGCGUGUGUGUAAACAGUUGUAGCCAAGAGAAGAAAUACAUUGUAGUUUUCAUGAAUCAUUUCAACCGCACGACGAUCUUUGGAAUACAAUUACUCUCAUAUCAAGCAACAAGGCAAAGAUGAAGAUUAAAUCCAAGUCUUCGUAUCACAAAUCUGAGAACACCUACAGGUUUCUCACUUUUGCUGAAAGACUUGCCAAUGUCAACAUCGAUGUCAUCCAUCGCAUUGACAGGACUGGAUCUUAUGCAGAGGAAGUAGAAACAUACUUCUCUGAAGGUCUGACAAAAUGGAAAGACCUCAACUUGACAGAGCAUUUCACUACAUUUUUGAAAGAGGUUUCCAACAAGAGCCAGUCAUUCAACAUGCUGGUUUUCCAUCAGAAGUCGAUAGUGGAGAGUCUGAAAACGCACCUGACUGUCAAGAACAGUCUGGCCUACCAGCCACUGCUGGACCUAGUGGUGCAGCUGGCCAGAGACCUGCAGACUGACUUCUACCCCCACUUCCCCGACUUCUUCAUUCUGAUCACCUCGCUGCUGGACACCAAGGACACAGAGGUCCUGGAGUGGGCUUUCACCUGCCUCUCCUACCUCUACAAGUACCUGUGGAGGCUCAUGGUGAGGGACAUGACCAACAUCUACAGUUUAUACAGCACACUGUUGGCACACAAGAAAGAGCACAUCCGCAAGUUUGCCGCAGAGAGCUUCUCUUUUUUGAUGAGAAAGGUUCCAGAUCUUGAUGCCCUGCUGAGUCACGUGUUCUCAGAUCUGCAGCAGCACCCCGACAAGGCAGAGGGGGCAGGCCAGCUGCUGUUUGAGAUGUGCAAAGGAGUCCGAAACAUGUUUCACUCCUGCGCUGCAAAUGCUCUCCCAAUAGCUUUGCGUAAGCUCGGACCCUCAACCAAUCCAGGAGUCCCUCUGCCAUGGGACACUGUCAGGGACGCUCUGGAUCACACGGCCCAGGCUGCAGCCGAUCACGUUGACACAGAACACUUCUUGGUUUUGUGGGAGUCCUUACAGGUCAGUGUGGUGGAGGUCCUGGGUGUCAUGGAGGCAAAAGGAGAAGAGGCGGACCAGGCAACAGAGCAGCUGGAGAGGCUGCUGUUCAUUGUCCACACCCUGGUGUCCCACAGGGACGGAGCCAAGGUCACCAAGCCGGAGGCUGUCUGCCAGACGGUGUUGCGGCUGAUUCGGAGCUCGUCUCUGUCAGCUUCUUGCUCCCGUCUGCUCCUCCAGAUCACCUCCUCUCUGCUCCUCGGGGAGAACAUCACCCUGCCCAAAGCACUCAUCCAGGAGACGGUCCAUAAGGUGUUUGGCAGCACAAUGGGGCAAGAUCUGAUACUCGAGUUCACCAAGGAGAUGUUCACCAUGGAACAGUUUGAACAGCUCUUCCUCCCCAGCCUGUUGCGCUUCACCGCCGGGUUGUUCAGCUGCGGCGAUCCCCUGUCUCGCCACUGUGGCCUGGAUGUGCUGGUCAGUCUGAUCCUCGCCAAAGCCGCACCCUCCACAGAUGGCUCCAUGGCUUUUGAAACCUACCCUCUGCUCUUCACCGGACAGACCACAGGCAGAGUGUUUAGCAGCAAUCAGGCCAGCAGUACAACAUCAGAGCAGCCUGCUGUGCCAGAGCUGGUGCUGUCGCUGAUCACAUUUCCUGAGGAGCAGAACCAGGCUAUCACUGACCUGUCACUGCCUUGGGCCGCCCUGGUGCUUCUGCCACAUCUCAGGCCUAUUGCUCCUGCUAGCGUCGUUUCCGCUGUGACUGCUUUCUUAAACCACCUCCUGUGCGAGAUCGAGACGGAGAAACUGGGAAAAGCUGGUCUGUUUGUAGCCAGACAAGCCCUGAGCUGCCUCCUCACUCUGGACGGCUCCGCCCAGCUUCUCUCACUGCUCACUGUGGACAAGAUCAACUCAAUCCUACGGAAGUUUCCCACAGACCUGUCUGCCCUGCUGCUAGGAGACCUGUACUACACCCGCCUGUCACUCAGCGGGGUUUCAGAGCACCUAUCCCACAGUGCACUGCUGGAGCUCUUCCAGAUACUGCACGCCAACCUGUCCUCCAACAUCUCCAAGAUCCGCCUGCUGACUCUGAGGAUUCUCUCUCAGUUUGAGGCAGAGCUCCUUCCGCAGGCCGAGGGUGAGGAGAAUGUGGAGGUGCAGCCGGUGUUCGCAGUGUGCCUGCAGGCUGAGCUGGUGCCGGCUUCAGUACAGGACUACAGAGACAAGCUGCUCCACCUCCGGAAGCUGAGACACGACCUGGUGCAGCGCAGUCUGCCGCAGGGGCCGCCCGCCACCUUCCAGCAGGUGCCUCUGCGUUACCUCAUCGCAAUGCUGUUCGUCAAUUUCAGGCCACUGUGGGAUGCAGUCAUCGACCUUCUUGUGAGCCAUGCCAGAGGGAUGGACAACAAGGACUUCUGGAGGGUCUUCCAUGAACAUCUGGAGAUGGUGGCAGGGCUGGCUGAAAAAGAACUGCAGGAGAGUGACGAGGAUGAUGAAGAGGAAGAGUUGGGUCUCCAGGACGAGCCGGGCUGUGACGUCAUUGGAAGCGGAGACAUAGGGGUGCUGUUCCUAGAGCAGCUGAAGUCGACCUCUGACCCCAACGAGAGGAAGGACUUCCCCAACUUCCGCAGCCUGCUGUGGCGCUCCAUGGCCCAGUUUCCCGACAGAGUGGAACCACGCAGCCGAGAACUGAGCCCUCUGCUGCUCAGGUUCAUCAGGAAUGAGUUUUACCCCGCCGACCUGCUGGUGGCACCUACUCAGGACUUGAGGAAGAGGACUGAUGCUGCCCUAGAGGAGUCUGGGAUGGCUGUGGAGGAAGAGGAGGAGAGAGAGGAAGAGGAGCAGGAGGCCGAGGACGGAGGCAGACAACAGAGGAAGGCACUUCCGAGGAGAGCUGCUGCCAAACAACUGGUUGCCCAUCUGAAGGUAUUCGCCAAAUUCACCAACCCUCGCUCUCUCUACCUGGAGAGCAGCCUCAGUGAGCUGUAUUACCAGUUGCUCUGCCAUCAGGACCAGCAGAUUCAGCGAGUGGCACUGGAAUGUGUUCUCGCAUACAAAGACCCCAACAUAGUACCAUACAAGGAGAAUCUUGAGAGGCUACUGGAUGACAAACACUUCAAAGAGGAGAUUGUCCAUUUCAACAUUUCUGAGGAGACAGGAGUGGUUGAUGUUUCACAUAGAGCCAGACUCAUUCCACUGCUCAUGAGGAUCCUGUUUGGCCGUCUGCGCAGUAAAGCAGGCAGUAAGUUUCAGGGGAAGGCGAGCGCGGCCUCCCGGUCCUCCAUUAUUCUGCGCUUCCUGGCAGGUUGCCAGGCUGAGGAGCUGGGAAUAUUCAUCGACCUGCUGCUGGAGCCCGUCUGCCAUCACAGCCAAGGCUCCUGCCUGGCAGCAGUAGAGAAAGCAGUAGCUGAGACAGACGUGGGUGCCGUUCUGCCGCUGGGCCGCCAGCACAGCCUGCUGAACAUCAUCAAUGUGGUGAUCCAGAAACUGGGCCACCUCAUCCACAUCUACCUGCCCAAGGUGCUGCAGAUCCUGCUGUGUGUCACCGCCUCUGUGUCCACCGUCCUGGACAACAGGGACCAGCUGCGUGGAGGUUGCAUCAGUCCUCUGAAGAACCUGAGGCGACUCGGCAUCCUGAGGAUCCAGGACUUCUUUGACGGCUUCGACUCCUACAGCUUCAGCCAGGAUGAGCUGGAUGCUGUCUUUCAGGCUGUGGUCUGGCCCCAGGUGUGUCGUCUCCCCACAGAGAGCCCUUACUCCCCCACCCCUCUGCUGAAACUCAUCCAUGUGUGGUGCAAAAAUGCCAGGUACUUCCCCCUCUUGGCCAAGCAGAGGCCAAACCAGCCGGAGUGUGAUGUCCUCCUUAACGUCUUCGCCCUCCUCUCAGCCAAGAAUGCUUCCCCAGUGACCAUCGCCAUGGUAAUGGACAUAGCUGAGUCCCUAGCAACGACCGAAGACUUUGUUGCCACAGAGACUGAGGCAGAGCUGAGUGUGAACGGCUGUGUGUUCCCGCAGCCUAAAGAGGGCGCUCUUGUCACUGCAGACUCAUUAACUCAGGGCUCCAGACUGCUGCUGCCUCACAUAUCCACCCUGCUGCAGUACCUCAGCGGAGUCGUACGCAACACCGACAGACUCAAGAAGAAGAAGUUCAGGGCACAGGUGGCCAAAGAGCUCAACAUCCUCUCCAAGGUGAGUCGAUUUGUGAGCGACAAGGAGCAGAGCUCGGUGCUCAUCAGCCUGUUGCUGCCCUACCUCCAGAAAGCCAACAAUCCUCAAGAGACAGAAAUCGACAUCCUGGCCACAGUGCAGAACCUGCUGCGACAGUGUGUGCAACCCUCCGCCUUCCUGCGGCCGCUCAGCAAACUCUUCUCCAUCAUCCACAACAAGCUGCCCAGGCAGGCCCUCACUAAUGUCUUCCAGACUCUGUCAGAUCUGGAGCCCUCGCUCACGUACAUCACAGAUUUAGCAACAAAGCUUAACGCAUUUGACAGCCGACACUUGGAUGAGAUCUACUUUGACGUGCGUCUGACGGCUUUCCAAGACGCCACCAGGCGAGUCAAAGAUAUGACGACUCUGGACCUGGAUUACAUCAGCACCAUCAUACACAACUGCUUCCACACCUAUGAGAUUGGCGACAUGUCGCUGGCAGACAAUGCCACCAUGUGUCUGUCUGCAGUGAUCACCCAGCUGGCAGCGGUCGGGGCUGGAGAACAGAUCUACAAGGACAUCGUACAACACACCAUGCUGGACGCUGUCCACAAGGGGCUUCGCAGCAAGACAGAGAGUGUGCAGCACGACUACACCACCGUACUGGCCUGCCUGGUGAAGACCUUUCCCUCCAAGAAAGAGUUCAGAGACCUGGUACAGCUCACUGACUACAAUGACCUCGAGUCUGACUUCUUUGAGCACAUGAAGCACAUCCAGAUCCACCGUCGGGGCCGUGCCCUGAGGAAGUUGGCCAAGCAGCUGACCGAGGGCCAGGUGGUGAUGACACCUCGUUCUCUUCAGAAUUACAUCAUGCCGUACGCCAUGACCGCCCUACUAGAUGAAAAGAUGCUCAAGCACGAGAACAUGAUAUCGGCGUCGGUGGAGGUGGUGGGCGCGGUGUGUCGCAGGCUGACCUGGUCCAAGUACCUGUACUACCUGAAACACUUCGUCCACAUCCUGCAGACAGCGCAGGCUGAACAGAAACUGGCUGUCAGUUUGCUGGUCACAGUCCUGGAGGCUUUUCACUUUGACCAUCAGACCCUCAGCAGAGAAAUGGAGGCUGCCAAGGCCAGAGAGGCUGGGAGUGUUGCGGUUGACGCAGAUGAUGAGGAGCAAGCUGCAGCCGACGAAUCAGACGCAAGUGAUGAUGAGGAGGCAAUGGAGGUAGACAGUAAGACUGCUCCAUCUGACGUUCCCAUGGAAACAGACACCACUAACGGAGAAAAGGAUGUCGUCUCUAAGGACGCAGCCACCACUGGAGCCAAGGGGCCAGCAGCUCCUAAGCCCACCGCAGUGGCCAGCGGGCUGCCGCAGAGCAAAGAGGAGCUGGAGUCUCUGAUCAGUGCCAUCCACCAGACUGUUAAUAACAGCGUGCUGCCUCGCCUGCACAAGUGUCUCACUGCAAAGGUGAAGCGUGACGACGAGCACAAGGCAGUGAAGUCGAAGGAUGUGAAGGAUGAGGAGGUGGUGAGGAUACCGAUAGCCUUCGCCAUGGUCAAAGUGAUGCAGACUCUGCCUCAACACAUCAUGGAGGCCAACCUGCCUGGGAUCCUGAUCAAGGUGUGUGUGCUGCUGAGGAACCGUUUCCAGGAGAUCCGUGACGUGGCGAGGGGAACUCUGGUGAAGAUCAUCGAGACUUUAGGCUACAGGUACCUGCAGUAUCUGCUCAAAGAGAUGCAGGGGGUCCUGGUCAAGGGCUACCAGGUCCACGUGCUGACAUUCACAGUAUACCAGUUGCUGUCAGUCCUCAGUCCAACCCUGAAGAGUGGUGACCUGGACCCAUGCAUGAACAUGCUCAUUGAUAUCUUCAACAACGAGCUGUUCGGGGCUGUGGCUGAGGAGAAGGAGGUGAAGGGGAUCGUCUCCAAGCUGAUGGAGGCUCGACACAGCAAGAGCAUGGACUCCUACGAGCUGCUGGCCCAGUUUUGCAGCAAGGAAAGCGUCACCAAGUUCAUAUUGCCACUGAAGGAGAUCCUGGAGACUUCAUCCAGUCUGAAGGUGUGUAACCGGGUGGGUGCUGUGCUGCGGCGACUGGUCCUGGGUCUGCUUGUCAACGGGGGCAUGACUUCCAAGGAUAUCUUACUGCUGUGCCACGGCCUGAUCAGCCAGAGUCUGCCGCUGCUCACCAAGAGAGACCGAGAGAAAGCCUCAGCUCGGCCUCCCCCAGACCCCAGACUGGCCCCUCCCAGCUGCCUGCUCCUGCCUCCAACUCCUAAGAGAGGGGGUCAGAAAGCUCCGGUCAGCAGCCGAACCAACAUGCACAUCCUGGUGGACGCUGGCCUCAAGCUGCUCCACCUGAGUCUGAAGAAAUCCAAAGUGACGUCGUCUGAGGCCUCGGCUCUGGAGAUGCUGGAUCCUUUUAUACCGCUGCUGCUCGACUGCCUCAACUCCAUGCAUGUCAAGGUGAUCACAGAGGCUCUGGUGGCGUUCACUUGGCUGUUGAAGUUCCCUCUGCCAGGAGUGGAACAGAAUGCAGGCCAGCUGACCAAGCAGCUCUUUGUCCUGUUGAAGGAUUACUCCAAGGCCGGAGCCGCCCGCGGGGAGAACUACAACCUGGUCCAGAACUGCUUCAAGGCCAUCACCAUACUGGUUAAAAAUGUCAAAAGCAACAAGAUCUCAGAGACACAACUGCAGGUGCUGCUGGGAUAUGCUGAGGAGGACAUCUACGACCAGUCUCGCCAGGCCACCGCCUUCGGCCUGCUGAAGGCGAUUCUGUCCAGGAAGCUAAUUGUUCCAGAGAUGGAGGAGUUGUUGAAAAAAGUGGCCAAGCUGUCUGUCACCGGCAGCAACGCUAUGAUCAGAAUCCACUGUCGACAGAUCUAUCUAAAAUACCUGCUGGACUACCCACUGGGGAGAAGGCUGAGAGAGCACCUGGACUUUGUGGUGGCCCAGCUGCACUACGAGCAUGACACAGGCAGGGAGUCUGUGCUGGAGAUGCUGGCCUUCAUCUUCCAGACUUUCCCUCAGAACCUGCUGUUGCAGCACAGCAGCCUGUUCUUCGCCCCGCUAGCCCUGGUCAUGGUCAACGAUGAUUCAGCACGCUGUAAGAAAAUGGCUGCCAUGGCCAUCAAGGCCCUGCUGGCCCAGCUAGACUUGAACCACCAGAACACCCUGUUCUCCCUCGUCAACACCUGGCUUAAUGCAGAAAAGGCCAGCCUGCGGCGUCUCGGGGCUCAGAUUUGUGGUCUGUUUGUAGAGGUGGACGACGAGAAGUUUGCACGUCGCCUGGACGACCUGCUGCCUCUGCUGGAGAGAGAGAUAAACCCCGACAACUUUGAAGAUAUCGAAGAGGAGCAGGAUGAGAAAGGAGCAGACAGGCUGUUGUUCAGUUUUCUGACUCUCAUCACCAAACUGAGCAAACACUGCGGCCUGCUGGAGCUCAGCAAGCCUCAUGACACACUAUGUCGUAUCUGGGGUCACAUUGAAGCCCACCUGCGGUACCCUCACUGCUGGGUGUGGCUGACCGCCUCACAGCUUUUUGGUCAGCUGUUUGCAGCCCAUCAGGCGGAGCAGCUGGUGGCUGUGUGGAGAGGAGAGGGAGGAGAUGCUUCACCUCAGUCGGCAGCCACAGCCUUCAUCACCAACAGACUGGACAAGAAGAUGAGAGAGUUGGCGUUGUCUUUCUGCAAUCAGCUACAGUCCAAGUUCCUAGACACGGCGUCAGGAGAGCAGGUGAUCAAGAACCUGCUGUUCGUCGGCAAGGUGAUCUACCUCAUUUCCCCCGAGUCUGACGUCGCUUCCCCUCAGGAGGAAGCGAAAGAGGAGGAGGAGGAGGAGCAGAGGGAGGAGGAAGAUGAAGAGGAGAGGGAAGAGAAAGAAAAGGAAGAGGAGGAAGAAGAGGAGGAAGAUGACAAGGAUGAUCGGCCUCCUUCCCUGCUGUGGUUGAUGAAGAAGCUGUCGCUGAUGGCCAAGAGGGAGGCAGCGUACUCUCCCAAAGUUCCCCUGAAGAGAACGUGUGUGUUUAAGUUCCUGGGAGCGAUAGCCAUGGACCUGGGGAAGGAACGAAUCGGCCCCUAUCUGACUACUAUCAUCACUCCUCUGUACAGGGAGCUGGACAGCACCUAUGCAGACCAAGAUCCCACACUGAAGAACCUGGCGCAGGAGCUGAUAGAGCUGCUGAAGAGACAUGUGGGGCUGGAGAGAUUCUCUUUGGCCUUCUCUGCUGUCCAGAAGGAGUUUUCACAGAGGCGAGUGGCACGCAAACGACACAGAGCCAUGCAGGCGGUGGCUAACCCAGACAUCGCAGCCAAGAAGAAACUCAAGAAGCACAAGAACAAAAUCGAAGCAAAGAAGAGGAAGAUCGAGUUCCUUCGGCCUGGAUAUAAAGCCAAGAAGCACCGGAGCCAUGCGCUCAAAGAUCUGGCCAUGGUGCAGUGAGCCAUGUAUGUGGCUAAAUCUGGUUAUCAAGGACGCUAGGUGGGAAUGAAAGCUGGCCAGUCGACCCAGGAAAGUGACUCCUUUGACUGAGCAGGCAGGCAUUAGCUGGACACGUCCAGGAUCUUGUGGGCUACCUGGCUGCAGAUUCCACAAGUCUCUCUUCAUGAUGUUACGUAAUGACUUUUACUAUUUCAGUUAAUGUCAGCUGAUCAAGUAAACAUCACAUUGUGCCAGAAAAGACAGAAAGCAUGUUUCUCUCUGGUGGUUUGCCUCGAGCAUGUGAGAAACAAGGAUGUUGUGAAAACCCCAUCUAACCAUGCGAAAUAAAAUAAUACCCCGAGACAUCAUGUAACAGCUGUUACACAGCAGGAUGUCUCUGUAUUGCUAAUGACAAUUCAUAUAAAUUGCAGAUCAAAGCUGAACUGUUUUUGUUUGUUGUUUUCCUGCUGCGAGAAAAGUGUAGAAUUAUCCUCAGAUUUAUAUCCCGUGAACUGCAUGGGUAAGUGUACAACUUUUUGUAAUUAAAAAAUAUCUGACAUUUGUACCUAU